Messenger RNA from Talaromyces stipitatus ATCC 10500, 5044 nucleotides. RefSeq names its product Patatin-like serine hydrolase, putative. The transcript is spliced from 3 exons. Bases 280 to 4881 code for a protein of 1533 amino acids. Gene Ontology annotation, molecular function: phosphatidylcholine lysophospholipase A1 activity. The record is from RefSeq and is a predicted model, not a curated record. Gene Ontology annotation, biological process: phosphatidylcholine metabolic process. NCBI's taxonomy places the organism in Eukaryota, Fungi, Ascomycota, Eurotiomycetes, Eurotiales, Trichocomaceae. Gene Ontology annotation, cellular component: endoplasmic reticulum.
ACCACAUAUUACACUAAAUAUCAAGAAUAUCAAUCGAAUCAACCACAGUGCUCGCUGCACGAGCUGAUUAGCUUAAGGAAUAAGCUAAUACGGUACACCAAUCACCACCCGCAUAUCUGCCAUCUGUCAGUCCUUUUUUACUACGCACAACCAGGUGAAGCGUAACAGCGUUCCCUGCGAUCCACUUGACUGACCCCACAAUCGUCCUCCGAACCAUCUAGCACAAUCAAGCAAAAACAACAGCAGACGCCCCGGUGGGUUGUCUGUCCAGCCAGACAAAUGGGCGAUACACCUUCAAUCUCCACGUCGCUAGACGGCGCACUCUCCCUUCCGACCUCGCUGCUAAGUAUUAGUAGUGCGGUGUCGGGCAACGAUAACCCCUCUUUAUCCUCUUCGUCUCUUCUUUCUGCCACGACGGCGUCGACAAUGGCCCUGCGAACACUCCCCGCUGUUCCUCCGCCAGUCGAAACUGCAAUGCCCGGUGCUUUGGGUCAGGUGUUGGUUUUUGUGUUGCAUACUAUCCCCAGUAUAUUGUUUUGGGUGAUUGGGUUUGCGACUAUUACGAUUCCGACGUGGUUGUUUACGUUGUUUUCGAUGAGUUUGACCUUCACCAUGAAUUUUACUACUCUAAUGGUCAUUUUCGCCGCCUUCAUGUCUACCGUGAUAUGGUUCAUUCGCUACCGAUACCUAAACAUGUACAGCCGUCUUCCCCCCGAACCGCAACGCAAAGAACCCCAAAUCGAUUUAUUCCCAGACACCCAGGAAGGAGACUCGAAACCGGGAUUGGCGAAUUAUCUGGAUGAGUUUCUGAGCGCAAUCAAGGUGUUUGGGUAUUUGGAGAGACCCGUGUUCCAUGAAUUGACGCGGACGAUGCAAACAAGAAAGUUAAUGGCCGGGGAGACCUUGUUGUUGGAGGAAGAAAAAGGGUUUUGUCUGGUGGUUGAUGGGUUGGUGCAGAUUUUUGUCAAGUCGAUUCGUGGGAAUGAAUCCAAUCCGCAUGCGAGUACGUUUGGGAUGGAGGAUACGGAUGAUGAAGAGUUACAUCGGAUGGAUGGGAAUCAGGGAUAUCAAUUGCUGACUGAGGUGAAGAAUGGGGCGUCAAUGUCGUCGUUGUUUUCGAUAUUGACGUUGUUUACGGAAGAUGUUCAUCUACGUCAGGGUAGUGAUGAUAGUACGAGGAAUGUUUCUGAAAAGUCGUUAAUCCCUCCUUCUAUCCCUGGAAGUCCGGGGGGUUUUGUACCUGGUCCUCAGCUGGGCUCUCCGCCUGCUGACCAUACAGCAGAUGGAUUAGGAGUUGCACCUCUGCCGACGGUCCCACCCUUGGAUUUGGAGGACAGCGCUGAACAGACCAAAACCGCCGCCACAAGUACUGCUGAUCAGUCGCCUCAGACCCCAGCGCCGUCGUCACAACCUCAAGGUCGGCGUCACGCGAAUAAAAAUAAAUCAGUACAUCCCGACAUUGUUGCGAGAGCAAUGGUCGAUACCACCAUUGCAAUCAUCCCAGCGAGCGCAUUCCGGCGUUUGACGAGAAUGUAUCCACGAGCUACGGCGCACAUUGUUCAAGUCAUUCUAACGCGGUUGCAAAGAGUGACUUUCUCUACUGCGCACUCCUAUCUGGGCUUGGAUACCGAGGUGCUCAGCAUUGACCGACAGCUCAAUAAGUUUACGGCACAUGACUUGCCGAAUGAUCUGCGCGGCAGAGCGCUGGAAAGAUUAAAAGAUAAAUUCAGACAAGAACGGGAACGUCUCGGACCCAAAGAUGAUUCCAAGGGGAUUGCUCUACACAAUCCCCAAGCGCACCGAAGACGUCGAUCAAGCAGUUCAUUGAGAAAAGAUGCUGCUCUGCAGACCAAGAUAGCUGCCUCGAGAAGACAUUUGUCCAUGUCUAAUGAAAAUUUCCUGUCUUCUAAUAUUACGCACGCGAGUAGUGGCACUAGUCCUGGAGAUUUGUUGUCGACGAUUCAACUUAAUCGGUACGGAAACAGGUCUGAUAUUGGACAUAGACCACCUUCACAAGGCCAGGGUACGCCGUUUGCUGAGGUCACAAGUCCGCUAGCUCAGGUUGAGCAUUCGCCGUUUCGAGGUGGUUCGAUGCAUAUGGCUACUUCUCCAUUCUUGCGAAGAGAAGCUGUGGACGAAGAUAGUAUUUUCCGCGAAUCGGUGGUUGAAUGCAUGAUGAAAGGGAUCGGAUUGACGUCCAGCACGCGCGAUGCUCUUCAAAAGACUUACUCUGGUGAACAAUCACCCAAGCUGGUGUCAUAUGACUCGAGAAGACAAAAGGCCGUGUUCAAUAACGCAUUUGGGUUCAUGGAUCCUUUCGACGACGCGGAGUCUGAAUCUAUGAUGUCCAUGUCCGUGACGAGCGCCGGCGGAACUUCACCCGUCCAUAAUCUUCGCGAAGAAUUACGAAGCGAAAUUGAAAUCGUCUCUUUCCCCCAGGGAUCCGUCCUCGUAGAACAAGGCGAACGAAACCCAGGAUUGUAUUACGUGAUUGACGGUUUCUUGGAUGUCGGUGUCCCCGUCAACGAUCGUGGGGAUGACCUUGUCGGUACAUCCAAGGAAUCCGAUGAGAGUUUCCCAACGUUGAAACGUACAACGACUAGUUCUUCGCGCGUAUCUCAUGCAGACCCUAAGCGGCGGAAAUAUCCUCGACGGUCGCUGUAUUUGAUCAAACCGGGUGGUAUGCAGGGGUAUGUUGGAUCUGUGGCGUCGUAUCGCUCAUUCACAGAUGUAGUGGCCAAGACGGAUGUUUAUGUUGGAUUCCUACCGCGUGCGACUCUCGAACGGAUUGCAGAGCGGUAUCCCAUUGUAUUAUUGACUCUCGCCAAAAGACUGACAAGUGUCUUGCCUCGCUUAAUUCUGCAUAUCGAUUUUGCGCUAGAAUGGGUACAAGUAAACGCCGGCCAAGUCAUUCACCACCAAGGCGAUGACAGCGAUGCCAUCUACAUCGUCCUCAACGGUCGACUACGCUCCGUCCUAGAAGGCAAAGGAGGCAAAAUCAGAGUCCUAGGAGAAUACGGCCAAGGCGAAAGUGUCGGCGAACUUGAAGUCAUGACAGAGUCUACUCGACCCGCAACACUUCACGCGAUUCGUGAUACUGAACUAGCAAAAUUUCCGCGCUCGCUGUUCAACAGUCUGGCUCAGGAACAUCCCGGUAUUACGAUUCAGAUCUCGAAAUUGAUUGCGCAACGAAUGAGGGAUCUUGUCUAUAAUCCUUUGGUGACUGAUUCGUCUAUUCCUCGUGAUAUUAGUACAGCGAAUACGGCUACGUCGACGGUGAAUAUGCGUACUGUUGCAAUUCUGCCGGUGACAAUGGGCGUACCGGUCGUCGAAUUCGGGAAUCGAUUAAUGAAUGCGUUUACUCAAAUCGGAGUGACCAACGGAGUUACCUCGUUGAACCAAGCAGCUAUUUUGAACCAUCUCGGUCGACAUGCAUUUAGCAAAAUGGGCAAACUCAAACUCGCGCAGUAUCUGGCGGAUUUGGAAGAAAAGUACGGCAUGGUGCUAUAUAUUGCGGAUACAAAUGUCAAUUCACCAUGGACACAGACGUGUAUUACUCAAGCCGAUUGUAUACUUCUAGUGGGACUGGCAGAAGGAUCGCCUAGUAUUGGCGAAUAUGAACGGUUCUUACUUGGUAUGAAGACCACUGCGCGCAAAGAACUUGUCUUGCUACAUGCCGAACGAUACUGUCGACCGGGGUUGACGCGACGAUGGUUAAAGAAUCGGAUGUGGAUUAACGGCGGCCAUCAUCAUGUUCAAAUGUCGUAUCGUCUAACUACUGAACCGGCAAAUCCGCGGACCAAACGGUUUGGGACUGCGCUCAAACAACGUGUACAGGUUAUACAAGCCGAAAUUCAAAAGUACACGUCUCGCCGUAUUCACCAGACUCCAUUAUACUCGCAACAAACCCCCUUCAAAGGUGAUUUCCACCGUCUAGCGCGUCGAUUGUGUGGAAAAUCAGUUGGUCUCGUCCUCGGCGGAGGAGGUGCACGGGGUAUCGCACACGUUGGGGUUAUAAAAGCUAUCGAAGAAGCCGGUAUCCCUAUCGACAUUGUCGGCGGUACAUCCAUCGGCUCAUUCAUCGGCGCUCUAUACGCCCGUGACGCCGACGUCGUACCCAUGUACGGCCGAGCCAAGAAAUUCGCCGGUCGAAUGGGCAGUAUCUGGCGCUUCGCAUUAGACCUCACCUACCCGGCCGUAUCAUACACAACAGGCCACGAAUUCAACCGGGGUAUCUUCAAAACCUUUGGCGACAGCCAAAUCGAAGAUUUCUGGCUCGAAUUUUACUGCAACACAACCAACAUCAGUAAAUCGCGGAAUGAGUUCCAUUCUUCAGGCUAUGUAUGGCGAUACGUACGUGCCUCCAUGUCUCUGGCCGGUUUACUCCCUCCACUCUGCGAUGAAGGUUGUUUAUUGCUGGAUGGCGGCUACGUCGAUAAUCUCACAGUAGCACACAUGAAAAGUCUAGGAGCAGACAUAAUCCUCGCCGUGGACGUAGGUAGUCUAGACGACAACACGCCCCAAGAUUACGGCGACACCCUUUCCGGGUUUUGGACAUUCGCAAAUCGCUGGAAUCCCUUUUCGUCUACCCCGAACCCCAUCACACUCAGCGAAAUUCAGGCACGAUUAGCAUAUGUAAGUUCAGUGGAUAGUCUCGAAAGAGCGAAAAAUAUGCCGGGAUGUUUGUAUAUGAGACCGCCCAUUGAUCCAUACGGGACAUUGGAGUUUGGGAAAUUCGAUGAGAUUUAUGAGGUGGGUUAUAGCUAUGGGAAGAGAUUUUUGGAUAAGUUGAGGGCUGAGGGAUCGUUGCCGGUUUUGGAGGAGUCGACGGAGGAGAAGAAGUUGAGGAGGACUAUGGCGCCCAGGAGGGCUAGUGUUUGAUUUAUUCUUUGGAAGUUUGCAAGUUUAGCAUAUAUAGCGUUGCAUUGAGGUGCAUGGUGUUUGGGAAGAACCGUUUGAAGCAUUGAAGGCGUUCAUUUUUGUUGUUUAUUUGUACAUACAUAUACAUAGACUAUACAUUCUAUGAAUACAGGAUCAUUCAUCG